AUGAACCAAAUCUCUGUUGGAAAUAGCAACACCAGUCAUGGUGAAGACGAUUGGCAAGUACCUUCCACCAAAAGAGAUGCUUCAGAAGAGCUCUCCAGUAUAUUUGCUUCAAGCAUUGAGUGGGGCCGGAACAAAGAGUUGGUUCGGCGAUUCCUCAAGAUUCUCGAAUCACACGACAGCUUGAGGGAGACUCUCUUUUCCUUUCCAUGGAGGCCCGCUGGUUGGAACAAGUAUGAUUACGUUGGUAAAACUAGAAGUGGCAGGAGGAUGAACUUGAGUCUGUCUCCACUUUGUCACUUAAUUUUCGCAGGGGGGGAUCUUGCGUCGAUCAAGUCGAUCUACCGAAAGCAGAACUUGGAUCAACGUCAAGCUGUUACCAACCGAAAUAAGGAAAUCAAUCCUCUCCACGUUGCCUGCAUUUCUCCUCGAACAUCAAAGGAAAUAAUUUCUCUCCUUGUGCAAUAUGAAACACCCUAUAACAUUCAGCGCACAACUCGGCACAAUCUACCCGACCAAUUGAACCGCUUGCCCAUCCAUCACUUUGUCCUGCGAUGCUGGGCACAGGAUAAAAAUGAUCAAGACAAUCUAUUGAGCAACAACAAUGAAGAAUCCAUCCAAGAAGUUUUGACCCUACUGAUUGGCCCAUUCAGCGCAGGCAUCAGGUCGCAUAAUCUCAUGACAACUGUGUUCAUGCUGGCAGUAGAGAAAAAUGUCCACAGAGCCAUUCCUUAUCUGGCAAGCAGAUUCGUGGACCUUGGGUGGAAUAGAGACCUGAAUCUAAAGGGGCUUGAUAUCACCGCAGCCUUGGGGUUGACAAACCCUGCUGUACUCGCAAAAUUAGCAACGCUCCAUGUGGGAACCCGCACAGCUCCUCAGCCGGAGGCCUUGAGACUCUUGUUCACUGCAUUGGAAAAGAAUAAAUCCAUCGGUUAUCUAAACGUGACAAUGGCAGAUGAUAUUCCCACCGAAGAAACACUCAAGGCUUUUGAGUCCUUUGUAGCUGAGAACAGGUCCGUGAAAAGACUCGCGCUGCAUGCUGGAACGAGCGAGCCUGCCCGGACCGGUUCUGCAAUGAUGUUGAACGCUCUUGUCCGUGGCAUGCAGUCCAAUUGGACUCUUCAAGAUUUGGAGCUCUGUUAUUUUGUGCUGAGGGGAAAUGAUACUCUGCUGGUGUCAUUAUUUCGCUGUGCCCCUGAACGUAUGGAUUUGGUCAAGUGCGAAUGGAUGGCAGAGGAUCCAUUGACAACCCAGGAGGUAUUGUCCUAUGGACUCACUCGGUUGACCUGUUUGACGAUGUGGGGUGCUGCAUUUCAGAGUGAAUCUUCGAUUGCGGUUGUCUUGGGGCGACUGGAAAACGUGCCGACACUGAAAGAACUCAAAAUCGACCACCUCCAGCUUCAGACUUGCGGGCGUGUUGCGGCAGAUGCUCUGUCAAAACUUUCCAACCAUAGACCAAGCCUAUUGAAGAUCCAUGUCACAGGUUGCCCUGUGGAUUUGACUUCCAUCUGUGAGGGACUGAAAACCAACACAACCUUGACAACUCUCAAUGUGGAACUCGACAAUAGCUACAAACAGCACUUCGAAAGACUAGCGGCAUUACUGGGGGAUCACAACACUACCUUGCUUCACUUCUCGUGCAAUGGUUCGAACUUUACUCCUGAAUCAUCAGCGUGCCCAUGGGGCUAUUCGAGUAUAUACUAUUACCUGGAACUGAAUCAUUUGGGCCGCGGAGAGGUUCGCCAAAUGCAACUUUCGCUGGAGCAAUUCGUCUCGCGUCUUCAACAAGUGAUUGAGGGCUCCGAAGAAGGCCAAUACUACGCAAGGGAGUAUCCAAUCGCCGGGGAUGUAAGCCUCCUUUACGGCCUCUUGCGUGAAACACCAGCACAAUGGAGCGUCGCGGCGGGAGAUUCCACGCAGAAACGAGCCGAUACCCGACGUAGAAAGCGCACACGGAUGGAUGAGGAGCGCAGGCCAGAGAAAGCAUUGAAGUUGCUUUGAGCAACCAUGAAAGUCGGGUUGGAAGAGGUGGUUCAUUGAACCCCCGUCGGGCUGAAUGUGCUCAAGCUAUGGAGACAUGCGUUCAAUUGUGGAAUGGUCCCUUGCAAUAUGCUUGUGAGCCGUCUAUGCUUCUCUGAUGCCAAAGCAAAACAGGAGCAACUACAGGUUUUCCUUGUUGUCUUGUUCUUUACUAUUUACAAAUGCACUCAUUGAAGGGCCAUGUAUCUGCUCUCUUCACUGAUCCAUCUCAUUCAAUGUAAUGUUGCUUUGUGCAAGUGCUGCCUUGGUCAGCCCCCGCACCCACCCUGCUCGAUUGGCCAAGUAGGUGUCAUAGACGUGCAAGACAUACUUUUGCAUUUCACAAACACGCUCCUUUGGAAUGGCUUUUAGAAUCUCUCUUGUCCUGAGUGCGUCCUUUUCUUCAAUAAACACUGCAGCAUCUUCCCACCGAACAACAUGUUCAUUGAAUGGUGGCAACCAAUCAUCGGCAUACACAACCGGGAUGGUCCCUGCUGACAUUGUCUCGGUGAAUCGAUAGGAGUACAAGGAGUCUCCUUUGGGCGUCCCACCAAAGGUUGAGUUGAGCAGCAACUCGCGGUACCCAAGAGUAUCCACGUUUCUAUUCAUGCGAUCAUCUGCGUAAUCCUUUUGAUGUGCCAGUCUCACAAACAUGUCAUCCGUAUGAUUAAUGGCUGCUUCAGCCAGUUUCUCACGUCCAUAUCCACCCCUCCCUUGAAAGGAAAAGAGGAACUUUCGUGGACGACAAUCUUCAAUGUCAGCUCGAUCCUGUGCCGUGAGAUCGACCGGUUUGACGGCCGGAGGCGCCAAUCCCAAGUCAUGAUUUGGGCGUGCGUUAGACUUGGUUUCACUGUAACUGGCAAAGACGACUUGAUGGUUGUUUUGCACAAUGUCCUUGGAAAACUGUCCGUCUUGACGGCCACAGAUUUGCUUGAGAUUGUCCUUGCGAAAACCAAAACAAUUGAGUACCACCAAUCGAGACUUGGGGUUGGCCGUCAGCGCUGGGGAUUGUGCCGCCCGCCAAAUGUACUGACACGAUUGUUGAAUGGGUUUCUUGUAUCCGCCGCCACUGUGUCGUCCCCACGCUUCUCCUUCGGCAUUGACCCACCACUUGUUGCCGACGUAUUUGGGGUAGAGAAAGUCAAAACACGAGUCGACAUCCAAAUACACUACCAGCGUUCGAUUGGGAUCGGGAUUUGCUUCCAAGUCGGCCCAUGCGGAUGCAUUGUAAUGCGAAUGUUGCUUGGUGGCAUUGAAGAAUUCACUCGUGACGAUGCGGCGACUAAAGUUCAAAUCAGCCGGAGUGUUCCAGCCAUAGUUGGUGGUGGUGAUUUCAUACUGAGCUCCUCGUUUGUGGUUGAUGUUGUUUUCUCGCAGAUGUCGGGAAUUUUGACUCGCAAUGCUUUCGAUCCAUUGAUGCAGCACACUCGGUGCUCUCAGAUAGCUGAUAUUGAGCAACGAAAACCCCAGCAGGGCCCACAUCUCGACGUGGUCUCUCAUGUUUGUUGUUUCUCACUUAUUUCUAAUCGGACUAUUCAAUCUGCUUUUGCGACAAUAUCGUACGGUAGCUCUGGCUAGUAUGGCAACGCCAACUAACUUAUACUAGGAAAGAGAGCCCUCUUCU
Molecule: messenger RNA, 3640 nt
Organism: Seminavis robusta
Lineage: Eukaryota; Bacillariophyta; Bacillariophyceae; Naviculales; Naviculaceae
Source: the annotation of a GenBank genome assembly